Molecule: messenger RNA, 2933 nt
Organism: Perca fluviatilis (European perch)
Lineage: Eukaryota; Metazoa; Chordata; Actinopteri; Perciformes; Percidae
Gene: slc25a12
Product: solute carrier family 25 member 12
Exons: 18
Coding region: 222-2261 (679 amino acids)
Biological process (GO): malate-aspartate shuttle; L-glutamate transmembrane transport; aspartate transmembrane transport
Molecular function (GO): L-glutamate transmembrane transporter activity; calcium ion binding; L-aspartate transmembrane transporter activity
Source: RefSeq, a predicted model, not a curated record
CGAGCAGACAGGAAACGCUAUAACACACAUCUGAUGACCAAGUCUCUGUCCGGAGCCUGUGUCUCGGCAGCUCCUCGUUCGAAACACCGCCCUGACAGAAAAGGACAAUACUUGGCUAAAUAUAUAUUUGGUGUCUCAGACCUCGGCAGUCCUGUCAUGCUCGCUGUCAUCCUCCUGCCCAGCGCCUGCGCUAGUCCGCGGCAGCUGACGUCACACCCAGCAUGGCGGUCAAGGUGCAAGCAACAAAAAGAGCCGACCCCCAUGACUUGAAGACUAUUUUUCUGAAGUAUGCCAGAGUGGUGGAGGAUGGAGAGCAUUACAUGACCCCUAGCGACUUUGUACAGAGUUACCUGGGUCUGCAUGCACAGCCUCAGCAUAAUCCCAAAACUGUGGAGCUGAUAGCUGGAGUGGCUGACACGACUAAAGAUGGACUGAUCUCUUUCCAGGAGUUUCAGGCCUUUGAGUCAGUCCUAUGUGCCCCGGACGCCCUGUUCAUAGUAGCCUUUCAGUUGUUUGACAAGACUGGCACAGGGAACAUCUCAUUUGAGAAUGUACGUGACAUCUUCAGCCAGACCACAGUUCAUCACCACAUUCCCUUCAACUGGGACUGUGAGUUCAUCAGGCUACACUUCGGCCAUGAAAGAAACAAGAACCUCAGCUACACAGAGUUCACCCAGUUUCUGCAGGAGCUGCAGUUGGAGCAUGCCCGCCAGGCAUUUGCACAAAAAGACAAGAAGAAAAUUGGCACCAUCACUGCCUUGGACUUCAGCGACAUCAUGGCCACCAUUCGACAUCACAUGCUGACUCCAUUUGUAGAGGAGAACCUGGUUUCAGCUGCAGGAGGCAGCACCUCCCACAUGGUGAGCUUCUCCUACUUCAAUGCCUUCAACUCCCUCCUCAACAACAUGGAGCUGGUCCGCAAGAUUUACAGCACCCUCGCCGGCACUCACAAAGACACACUUGUGACCAAAGAGGAGUUUGUUCAUGUUGCAAAUAAGUUUGGUCAAAUCACUCCGAUGGAGAUUGACAUCCUGUACCAGCUCGUUGGUCUCCACUCUCACUCCGGGCGGCUGAACCAUGCAGACAUCGAGAGGAUAGCCCCGUUGGAGGAAGGAGCCAUGCCAUACCACCUAGCAGAGGUCCAGAGACAGCAUGCUCACGAAACGUCUCGGCCCAUCUGGCUCCAGGCUGCAGAGUCUGGCUACAGGUUUUCUCUGGGCUCAAUCGCUGGAGCGACCGGUGCCACGGCUGUGUACCCCAUCGACCUGGUGAAGACGCGCAUGCAGAACCAACGCUCCACAGGCUCCUUUGUAGGAGAACUGAUGUACAAGAACAGCUUCGACUGUGCGAAGAAAGUGCUCCGUUAUGAGGGCUUCUUCGGAUUCUACAGAGGUCUGCUCCCGCAGCUCAUCGGCGUUGCCCCGGAGAAAGCUAUCAAACUCACGAUGAAUGAUUUUAUCAGAGACAAGUUCACCACACAAGAUAAUACCAUCCCUCUGCCUGCAGAGAUUCUCGCUGGUGGAUGUGCUGGAGCUUCCCAGGUGAUUUUCACCAAUCCUCUGGAGAUUGUUAAGAUCCGUCUGCAGGUGGCUGGAGAGAUCACCACAGGCCCCAGGGUCAAAGCCCUGAGUGUUGUGAGAGACCUGGGUUUCUUUGGCCUCUACAAGGGAGCCAAAGCAUGCUUCCUGCGUGACAUCCCCUUCUCCGCCAUCUACUUUCCUGUUUAUGCCCACACCAAGGAGAAAUUGGCAGACGAGGACGGAAGGCUUGGGGCACUACAGCUGCUCACUGCUGGAGCUAUUGCAGGUGUACCAGCGGCUUCGCUGGUGACCCCUGCUGAUGUCAUCAAGACCAGGCUCCAGGUAGCGGCCAGAGCAGGCCAGACGACAUACAACGGAGUCAUUGACUGCUUCAGGAAGAUCCUCAUGGAGGAAGGUUUCAGGGCGUUUUGGAAGGGUGCAGGAGCUCGCGUCUUCAGAUCUUCACCACAGUUUGGUGUAACCCUGGUGACAUAUGAACUGUUACAGAGAUGGUUCUACUUGGACUUCGGAGGACAUCGCCCUGCCGGCUCUGAGCCUACUCCGAAACCCCUGAUGGACCUUCCCUCUGUGACGGCAGACCACGUAGGCGGCUACCAUCUGGCUGCUGCAACCUUUGCUGGCGUGGAGAGAAAGUUUGGUCUGCACCUGCCCAAGUUCAAGCCUUCUGGAGAGGGGACAAUCAAACCAGCGGUGCCCAAAACGGAGCCACAGGCUUCAUAAAGCGUCACUCAUCGUGCCUGCGAGGGCUGCAUGCUCCUCCGGUCAUUAGGUUUCCUCCAAAAUGGUUUUAUUGAGCCACGUUUCAAUUAAAUACAUUUGAGCGGUUGUCUUACUUUGAAUGCUGCAUGAGUAUGGCUUUAUUGCAUUUUCUUUGCAUAGCUUGCACAACUUUAUUGUACAUAUUGUACUUCUCCACAGAGGGACAUUAUGGCAUGACGAAGGAUUGUAACUGCGUUUUCUGGUGUGCAAUAGCUUUGGUGUGCAUGUGUCCGUUAAACUUAAGAGACACAAGGAUGUACAGAUGUUUUCAAAAGUGUUUAUUUUGAAAUCAUGACCAGGGACUCGGUAAAUAAUUUAAAUGUAUUUAUUGUAUUUUAUUGAAAUAAAUCAUUCAGACUGUUUGUUUCUACUGUGUGAAAAGUACAUUCUCAGUUUUGACACCAAGCUUUGAGAUUCUUCAGGAAACAAACAAUCUCUGUUCAGAUCCUGUCAACAUACAUUACUGAGCAGUUACAGCAUACAUGAUCAUCUUCUUAGGCAUUGAGGAUAUUCCAACUAUCUCUAGUCUAACCAGCUGCACUGAUUAAGUGAAAACGUGCAGUAUUACAAUACAGAAAGUAGAAACAUUAGUAUUUUACAAACAAGUGAAUAUUUAGGUUAUUAAGUCUCAAA